AAGUGGGUCUGUCACAUAGAUUUAUAUAUAUAGGCUUUAUAUAAAUGUUAUAUGGUCAGUCACGCCGCGAGAUUUUCUCUGGAGAUCAGUAAAAGCGCAGGCCGGUUGUGCGGGGCUGGACCGGACGGGCGGAGGUGAAGACGCCGCUCUCAGGAUGAACGUCUCAUCUCUCCUUCAAGACCUUCAUCUCUCCUCAUCCUCCCCCUCCCCGCUCCCUCCAAUCACAGAGCUCCUGCCUCGGCUGCAGCAGCAGCUGAUUGGUGCUGCGGGUGACUCCUCCAAGACCCGCUCUCUGAUUGGCCGGCUGGAGCAGCUCUUCCAGACAGCCGAUCCCGACAGGCUGUUUUCUCCGGAGAGCGGGUGGGCGGAGCUCCGAUCCACGUACAGCUCUCUGAUCGGUGCUCUGGUGGACUCUGCAGCGCUGCCGCUCUGCCAGGACGACUCCGGCUCUCUGAGCGCGGCGUCCUAUCAGAGCGUUCCCAGCCGGGCCGUAGCCGUAAGCUCCGCCCUCACGGCGCUGCUGGAACAGUGGGCGGGUUUGGGCGUGGCCAGAGGAGGUGGAGACGGGCUCCUGCUGGCCCUGGCUCCGCCCAUCUGUGUGUUUGCAGUCACACAUUUCCAGGCUCAGCCGUGGAGCAGCUCGGCCUCCAGAGCGGCGGCACGGCGCCUGCAGGAGGCGCUGCUGAGGGCGGGCGGCUGGAGAGACUCCGCCGUCCUCCUGACGGGCGACGAUGAGGGCGAGGACAGAGGGAUUCUGGGAGGAGUGCUGGACAUCCUGCAGCCUCAGCUCACCAAGGAUUCGUGGCAGCGCUGUGCAGCAGUGAAGCUGGUGUUCUCCUGGACUCUCCUGCAGGUGACCCGGCCGUCUCUGUCCCCUCACCUCCCCCGACUCCUCCCGCCCUCCCUGCUCUUCAACGACCACUACAGGCCGGAGAACGUGGUGCUGGGAGUCUGCUGUCUGCACCACAUCGUCCUCAACACGCCCGCUGCAGACCUGCAUCAGUUCAACACAGCAGAGGUGGUGUACCAGGCUCUGUUCAAACACCUGAGCACGGGGGAGGCCGCCGUGGUCCAGCCCGUCCUGUCCUGUCUCCUGGACCUGCUCCUGGUGUUUGAGAAGCCCCCCUCCUCCCUCGGCCCCUCCUCCUGCCGCAGGAAGCCCAGUCGCCAUGACGACGUGUUGCGUCUGGUCCUCACCCGCAUGGAGGCGGAGCACAAGGUGGCGCUGCGUCGCGUCUACGCCGCAGCGCUGCCGCUCUACAUCCACAGGGUGGGCGUGUCCGUCUGCAGACACCUGCAGCGGGUGGAGCGGGUGGUGCUGGGAUACCUGGAGAUCAACGAUCCACCUGAGGAGACGAGCCGGCUGAAGAUCCUGGAGGCGCUGCAGGGGACGAUCCGAGCUGCCUGGCCACGGAUGGAGCGGCGUGUCCACGUGUUGCUGCGUUCUCUGCUGCGGUUGCUGGUGGACGUCUCUCAGGACUCACAGCUCCACGACUCGGUCCGGCAGCAGGUGAUGGAACAAACCACCGUCUGCAUCCGACUGCUGGACGCCUGCUCACACGGAACCCUGCAGCCUCUCCUCCAGCAGGUGGACAGCAGCUGCUGCAGCGCUGAAGUCCUGGGCUGCCUGGCAGCAGUCACCAUGACGACAGAGCCGUAACCCGGAGGCUCCAGCCUUUCUGACGCUCAGCGGGUCUCGGGUCGGCUCGGACCCGGACCCUCCCUGGACCCGGACCCUCCCUGGACCCCCUGGGAGCCCCAGCAGUCGGAGAACUGUCCGGGCUCAGCAGAGUCCGGGUCGGAGCAGGAGGUCCAGACAGCUGGGGGAGCAGCUUCCUGUGGCAGGAGAGGAACACGAGUUGAGACCAGAGCUGUCGGCUCAUCACCUGCUAAUGUUUCCCUGGAAAAGUUACGUGAAACAGAAAAACUUUGUUUGCUGUCAUGAAUAAAAUAUGUGUGAAUGACAUUCUAAAAUCCUUUAGU
Messenger RNA from Cololabis saira (Pacific saury), 1983 nucleotides. It is a transcript of the gene tti2, whose product is annotated as TELO2 interacting protein 2. NCBI's taxonomy places the organism in Eukaryota, Metazoa, Chordata, Actinopteri, Beloniformes, Belonidae. The transcript has 10 exons. Gene Ontology annotation, cellular component: centrosome; cytosol; nucleoplasm. The record is from RefSeq and is a predicted model, not a curated record. The coding region runs from base 155 to 1660 and encodes 501 amino acids.